GUUGCCCUUAAAGUUACAGGUGUGAUUAUGUAUGGAGCUCCAGUGGAUUUAUCUUUCAAAAACAUCUGCAGUUUGGAAGACGCAUGGACUGAAGAACCCAGCAGGGGUCUGCGGCCUUUAAAGAGAAAUUCAGAGAUGAAGUACCCAAGCUGCUCUCUACGUCUCAAUAAUAACAACAUCCUCGACCUCCAUGACCUCCAGAAGACGGUUAGCUACUUCCUGGCCGAGCCUUCACAGCUCGCCUGGCUGGACCUCUCCUUCAACAGCAUCUCACACAUAGAUAAAGUUUUGUGCGAGCUGCGUGAGCUGCGUGUGUUGUAUCUUCACGGCAACAGCAUUUUCAUUCUCUCAGAGGUGGACCGGCUGGGAGCACUACCACAUCUACACAGCAUCACUCUGCAUGGAAAUCUCAUAGAAACCAACAAGGCUUACAGGAAUCAUGGGAUUUCUGCUCUGCCUCAGUUGAAGACGAUGGACUUCAGUGCUGUGACCCGACAGGAGCGAGUCAUGGCAGAGAUUUGGCAUCAGAGCAACAGCCGCAUCAGAAGCAACAAGUUGUUAAAAUCAUAGUUUCACCCAAAUGUCCUGUGCCCCAAAUCCAUUGCUAUA
This is a messenger RNA of Trematomus bernacchii (emerald rockcod), 609 nucleotides long. RefSeq names its product leucine rich repeat containing 51 (gene lrrc51). Lineage: Eukaryota; Metazoa; Chordata; Actinopteri; Perciformes; Nototheniidae. The coding region runs from base 28 to 570 and encodes 180 amino acids. The transcript is spliced from 5 exons. The record is from RefSeq and is a predicted model, not a curated record. Gene Ontology annotation, molecular function: protein binding.